Molecule: messenger RNA, 736 nt
Organism: Ceratotherium simum simum (southern white rhinoceros)
Lineage: Eukaryota; Metazoa; Chordata; Mammalia; Perissodactyla; Rhinocerotidae
Source: RefSeq, a predicted model, not a curated record
GCCCUCCUGACAACAUGAGGUCCGGCAGCUUCUUGGUCCUGGUGGUGUUCCUUGUCCUUGGGACAUUGGCAACACAGGCAGCCGUCACAGGAGUUCCUCCUAAAGGUCAAGGCACUGACAAAGGUGAUGUUCUGAUCAAAAGACAAGAUCCAGUCAAAGCCCAAAGUCUACUCAGAGGUCUCAUCACCACUAAGCCUGGCGUCUGCCCCAGGAUUCUGAUCCGGUGCGCCAUGUUGAAUCCACCUAACCGCUGUUGGAGCGACGCUGGCUGCCCAGGGGCCAAGAAGUGCUGUGAGGGCUACUGUGGGCGGGCCUGUUUGGAUCCCCGGUGAGGUGAGAACUGGGAGGAGGAAGAGGUGGCCCUCGAGGACACAGAGAAGGCUGAGCGGUGGGGAAAGAUCCCCUAUUGGUGGGAGAGAGGAUAUGAGGAGGUGAAGGAAGGACUAAGGGGUCUCAGAGGCUACAAUUGGGGUCCUGAGAGGGGUGACACAUGGACUUGGUCCUGCCUCCCAGUGCCUCUGUGUGCUCUGAUCUGCUGAAUCACAUCCCUGAUUCUCUUCUCUCCUUCCAGGUGGAGCCUGUCCUUGCUGCAUCUGCGAAGCACUCAGGGCUGCAGGCCCUGGUCCCUGUAGCACUACCGUCUCCCACACUGUCUAUUUUUCCUCUCGUUCAGGAAGCCCAAGCCUGGGGCUGCCUCUCUCAUUGACUUUCCAAUAAAAGACUGCUUUGUGCUCCA